AUGCCAGACGCCAUCCACGGCGCUCUCUUAACGUGCGAUAACCCUCCCAUCAAAACCUUCAUAGAGGCUUUGAACGAUUCUUUACCUCAGGAGGAAAGAUUCAUCGUCUCCGCGAACAAAACGUUGGACGAGAAACAUCUGUUGAUUCAACGCGAACGCGUUGCAUUCGUCCAAUCGAAAGUGAAAGAGUUCACGGAUAAAAAUCAGUACUCGGCGCCGAGAGACGGGUCGUGA
This is a messenger RNA of Bathycoccus prasinos, 234 nucleotides long. RefSeq lists its product with no specific name. The coding region runs from base 1 to 234 and encodes 77 amino acids. Gene Ontology annotation, cellular component: transcription factor TFIIH core complex; transcription factor TFIIH holo complex. Gene Ontology annotation, biological process: nucleotide-excision repair; transcription by RNA polymerase II; transcription initiation at RNA polymerase II promoter. The record is from RefSeq and is a predicted model, not a curated record. Lineage: Eukaryota; Viridiplantae; Chlorophyta; Mamiellophyceae; Mamiellales; Bathycoccaceae. The transcript has a single exon.